GAAACAGCAGUAUAGUAAAUGUUUACGUUCAACCAGUUCAUUGAGGUGGUAAUGAUAGAAGUGUGCAUUUUCGGUGUUUUCUCUCCUAAGCUCAGCUGUUACGCAUAGCUGCAGAGUUCAGGAAUGGUUCUUGUGUGUUAGACUUUUUGAAAUCCCUAAAUUUUUUUAAAAAGAUUUAUUUAUUUGAGGCAGGGAAGGGCAGAGAGAAUUUCAAACAGACUUACUGCAGACUCCCCGUUAAGUGUGGUGCCUAAAGCCCGGCUCGAGCCUACCACCCCAAGACCAUGACCUGAGCCAAAAUCAAGGGACAGACACUCAACCCAUUGAGCCACCCAGGCGCGCCAACCCCUAGUUCUUUGUUAACAGUUUUAUUGAGGAAUAAAUAUUGAAGUGCAUAUGUUCGAAGUAUAAACUGAGAGGUUUUGACUUAGAUACCAGUCUACAUAUCUAUAUAGAUACGUGUCAAACCAUUACCACAAUCAAGAUAUUUCCAUCACUCCCAGUUCUUUCAACCACCAAUCUGCUUUCUGUCUGUUGGUAAUAUGUUAAUUUGCACUUCCCUGAUUUUUGACAAAAGCAAAAAGGCAAUUCAGUCGAGAAAGGGUAGUCUUUUCAACAAAUAGUGCUCAACCGGACUGUCCACGGGUAAAAAAUGAACUCUGCAUAUCUUGCACCAUGUACAAAGUUUAACUCAGAGCAGAUCAUAGAUCUAAAUGUAAAAUAAAAACUACAAAACUUAGGACGCCUGAGUGGCUCAGCGGUUGAGCGCCUGCCUUUCUUUGGCUCCGGGGAUGAUCCCAGAUUCCCCGGUUCAAGUCCCGCAUCGGGCUCUUUGCAUGGAGCCUGCUUCUCCCUCUGCCUGUGUUUCUGCCUCUCUCUCUCUCAUGAAUAAAUAAAUCUUUUUUAGAAAAAAAGAAAAAAAAACCUACAAAACUUGUAGAAGAAAUAGGUGAAAGCUUUGGGUGUUGGAUUGAGCAAAAUUUUCUCAGGAAACCAAAAGCUCAGUUAGAAAAGAGCAAAUUGAUAAAUUGGACUUUCAAAAACAACAAUCCCUAAUUUUGAAUAUGUGAAAAUUAGAGAAGGUAGAAAAAUUGGGAGCAUAGGAUUGAACAUAGAGCUUGCCUGUCUUUGUUGAGAUAGUAGGAAGUGGACCAGCUAUUCAGUCAUCCCUGUUCCUCUCCCAAGUCAUGGUCUCAAUUUGGGGUGUGGGGGUCUUACCCUUUUCAGAUUCGUAGCAGCGUGUCAUAGUCUAGCAUUCAGAAAUCUCACAUAUCCUAAGUCCUGAUUUCUCCUUCUAUAAAUUGUGUUCAUCCUUUUGAACUUCAACAGUGUUCCAAGAAUUCACUUAGGACCCAGGCACGAAGGCACCGAGUUUGCUCAGGUCUCUUGCUGCGUUGGGGAGCUAUACCCUUUUCUCUCUUGGCAGAUCCUGAUGUCCUCUAGGUGUUCCAGGACAGCCUCACACUGUCUCAUGGGAUAUUCUUAGCCUUGCUGAGUAUUGUUGGUAUUUUAAUUGAACUCUGGCAAGUUGCUCAGCACAACAGGAGGCAGAUAGAUAGGGAGGCCCCUGUGGGAAUUAUAGUAGACCCAUCAGUCUCCAGGCUGUUCUUAUGCAGGUGAUGUUUUCCCCUUCUGUGUCAUUUGUCUCAUCUUAUUUGUGGAUUUUGCCAGUUGUCUUUCCAUGUCAGUGUCAUUUCUUUUGUCCCUGCCUCAACUUCAUAUUCUUGCCCCAGUCCCCAGUACAGGGCUUUGUGAAGGAUGUCCAUGAAGACUCUGUCACCAUCUUCUUUGAAAACAACUGGCAGAGCGAGAGACAGAUUCCUUUUGGGGAUGUCCGGCUCCCACCUCCAGCUGACUAUAAUAAAGAGAUCACGGAGGGGGACGAGGUGGAGGUUUAUUCUCGAGCCAAUGAGCAGGAACCUUGCGGCUGGUGGCUGGCCCGGGUGCGGAUGAUGAAGGGAGAUUUCUACGUCAUCGAAUACGCUGCCUGUGAUGCCACUUACAAUGAGAUUGUCACCCUGGAACGGCUCCGGCCAGUUAAUCCCAAUCCCCUUGCAACCAAAGGCAGCUUCUUCAAGGUUACCAUGGCUGUGCCUGAGGAUCUGAGAGAGGCCUGCUCCAAUGAAAAUGUCCAUAAAGAGUUCAAGAAAGCGUUGGGAGCGAACUGCAUCUUUCUCAACAUCACAAAUAGUGAGCUCUUCAUUCUGUCAACUACAGAAGCCCCUGUGAAGCGGGCGUCUCUACUGGGUGACAUGCAUUUUCGAAGCCUGCGCACCAAACUCCUGCUCAUGUCCCGCAAUGAGGAGGCUACCAAGCACCUGGAAACAAGUAAGCAGUUGGCGGCGGCCUUCCAGGAGGAGUUCACGGUGCGAGAGGACCUGAUGGGACUGGCAAUUGGGACUCAUGGUGCCAACAUCCAGCAGGCCCGAAAAGUACCUGGGGUUACUGCCAUUGAGUUGGGUGAAGAGACCUGCACUUUCCGCAUCUAUGGGGAGACUCCUGAGGCGUGUCGACAGGCCCGAAGCUACCUUGAGUUUUCUGAGGACUCUGUGCAAGUGCCCAGGAACCUUGUUGGCAAAGUGAUUGGAAAGAACGGGAAAGUGAUUCAGGAGAUUGUGGAUAAAUCUGGUGUGGUGAGGGUUCGAGUAGAAGGUGAUAAUGACAAGAAGAACCCGAGGGAGGAGGGGAUGGUUCCUUUCAUAUUCGUGGGCACCCGGGAGAGUAUUAGCAACGCCCAGGCCCUGCUGGAGUACCAUCUCUCGUACCUGCAGGAGGUGGAGCAGCUUCGCUUGGAGAGGCUGCAGAUUGAUGAGCAGCUUCGGCAGAUUGGGCUGGGCUUUCGCCCUCCUGGGAGCGGGCGGGGCAGCGGUGGCAGUGACAAGGCUGGGUAUACCACGGACGAGAGCUCCUCCUCUUCCCUCCACACCACGCGGACCUAUGGGGGCAGCUACGGGGGCCGGGGCCGGGGCCGGAGGACAGGCGGUCCUGCCUAUGGCCCCAGCUCAGACCCAUCCACAGCUUCUGAGACCGAGUCAGAGAAGAGGGAGGAGCCCAGCCGAGCUGGGCCAGGUGACCGGGAUCCCCCAACACGCGGGGAAGAAAGCCGGAGGCGGCCAAUUGGGGGCCGGGGUAGGGGACCCCCCCCUGCCCCCCGGCCCAGCACAAGAUACAACGCUUCAUCUAUCAGCUCAGUGCUAAAAGAUCCAGACAGUAACCCCUACAGCCUACUGGACACAUCUGAACCGGAGCCCCCAGUUGAUUCUGAGCCUGGGGAACCCCCCCCAGCAAGUGCCAGGCGCCGCCGCUCCCGCCGCCGCCGCACAGAUGAGGACAGGACCGUCAUGGAUGGGGGCCUGGAGUCCGAUGGGCCCAGUAUGACUGAGAAUGGCCUGGAAGAUGAAUCGAGACCCCAGCGUCGGAACCGGAGCCGCCGCCGCCGUAACCGUGGAAACCGGACGGAUGGCUCCAUCAGUGGAGACCGUCAGCCAGUGACCGUGGCCGACUAUAUCUCCCGAGCAGAGUCUCAGAGCCGCCAGCGGCCCCCCCUGGAACGCACUAAACCCUCAGAGGACUCUCUUUCAGAACAGAAGGGUGACUCUGUCAGCAAGCUUCCUAAGGGCCCCUCAGAGAAUGGGGAGCUCUCAGCGCCCCUGGAGUUGGGUAGUUUGGUGAAUGGGGUUUCAUAAACCCUCCAGCCCUCAUCCCUCCCUUCUCCAUCUCGCUUGCUGCCCAACACCAUGGCCCUCACAGGCCCGACUGACCUGCGCUGGAGCUGCUCUUUAUCAAGGGGGUGGGGGGUGGCACAGCAGCUUGGGUCCCCCCUCAGCCUCCAGGAGCUUGUGGAGGGGUGUGUAACAGGGUCAUACCCCCUUCCUCUUGUCCGCCCUACCCCCAGGGUGAGGGGAGCCUCUCUCCUUCCCCAUCAGACUGGAUGUGCCUUUAUCCUCUAAUGCCCCAAUCUCUCUGAACACCCCCGUUCUCCGCCUGCUGGUGCGGGGUGCUCCUUGACCCACCCAGAUUUGACAGUUCAGGGGGGCUCCCCUGCUAUCCCUCCUCCCAUCCUGUACCCCCCAUUUCUGGGGCCUCAUCACUGUGGAAGACGGGGAUAGUAAGGGUCUAAGUGGGUGGGAGGCAUGGGGAAGGUUUUGGAGUAGAACCAGGGGUGUGUGUGAAGGGGGGUGACAAGGUCCCCCGGGGGAGGGGGACCAAACUUGUCUGGUGGAUGAGAAGGCGUAUUUAUUUUUCACUGUACAGUAUUUAAAAAGAGAAUAAAAAAAUCCAAAUGGC
Messenger RNA from Canis lupus familiaris (dog), 4287 nucleotides. RefSeq names its product FMR1 autosomal homolog 2 (gene FXR2). The record is from RefSeq and is a predicted model, not a curated record. The transcript is spliced from 17 exons. Gene Ontology annotation, cellular component: dendritic spine; dendritic filopodium; dendritic spine neck. Bases 1611 to 3686 code for a protein of 691 amino acids. Gene Ontology annotation, molecular function: protein homodimerization activity; translation regulator activity; mRNA 3'-UTR binding. NCBI's taxonomy places the organism in Eukaryota, Metazoa, Chordata, Mammalia, Carnivora, Canidae. Gene Ontology annotation, biological process: negative regulation of translation; regulation of dendrite morphogenesis; positive regulation of translation.